Messenger RNA from Dermacentor albipictus, 4591 nucleotides. RefSeq names its product F-box/LRR-repeat protein 12-like. Gene Ontology annotation, molecular function: protein binding. Lineage: Eukaryota; Metazoa; Arthropoda; Arachnida; Ixodida; Ixodidae. The record is from RefSeq and is a predicted model, not a curated record.
GCCACUCAAUCAAUCGAAAACAAACAUGGCAGCUGUAGCAGUGCGACGCACUCUCUGUGAAUCGCGCGGCUUCCCAUUGCUUGUGUAGAGAAUGUACAGUUUGUGUUCGAGUAAGGACCUCCACGAUUUUUUCACAAUGUUAAGCACUAAGCGGGACGAUCGUGCACCCUGACAAGAAAUGGGAAACGUGUUUGUCGGCAGCGGUGAUUCCCUCAAAGAGAUUGCACUGACCCAUUUCAGCACUCUGCGUUUUUCCAAGAGAAGGUUCACAACGACAAUCGAUCAUCUUCCGGAUUAUGUUCUCCUCAACAUCUUCAACUACCUUGAUUUUCUGGAGCUAUGUGUUAUCGGCCUGGUCUGCCGCAAGUGGUACGCGCUGUCGCGGGAUCGCACCCUGCAUCGACGUGUGGACCUGUCGCACGUGCAGCUGACCCCCAAGCAACUCAAGCUGCUGCUUCAGAUGCGUGCCAUGCCUCCUGCUGUUGAGGAGCUACGUGUGUUCGGCGACCACCACUGCCUCUGGGCAUGUAGCGUGUCGCCGCGCGCCCUGAGGCGCAUUCAAAGUCGCUGCCCACGCCUCCGCCGCUUGCGCAUCCACAAUUUCAGUUUCCGUUCUUCGUCACGCGACAAAUGCGUGCGCCUGGCCGACUUUCCUGAUACUCUGGAGCACCUGUCUCUGCGCGGAUCUAUUGUUGGCAGGUCAUCGUUCUUCAAGGCGAGUCGGCAGGGCCAGAACCUGUCGCGGCUGCAGGUGCUCGAUUUGGGUCGUUGUUUUUUUGUGGCUGAUGCAGAAGCCAAGCCUUGGCCCUGGCUUCCUAGUCUUACACAGCUGUACCUUGAAGGCUGCCCUUUCCUGGAUAGCACUGGAUAUUUUCAGGACAUGCUGCGUAAACUGUCUAAGCUUACACUACUUGAUGUGGAGGGGACAUAUAUUGCUGAGAAUGCUUUGGAAAUAGUGGCAUCCCACUGCUCUCUGUUGGAGCACCUCUACGUGGGGUGUACAGCAACAAAGGAUAGUUCACUAGCCUCCAUGGGCAACUUUGGUGGGAUGACCAAAUUGCAGUCAAUCUGUUUGGUGCAGACCCAGGUGACAGAUGUGGGUUUGCUGCACCUGGCACGAGUAGCACCUGAGCUAAAAGUUGUAAUGCUCGAGAUGGACCAGGGAAUGUCAGACCAGGGCAUAGCUGAACUUUGUGACAGGCUGCCUAGCGUAUCUGUCCGGAUUGGCGAAUGCAUCGGCCUUGUGUCAGCUGUUUUUCGGCAUGAAGGUUGCGGCCAUUAUGAGCUGCAUUAUGUUGACAGCCCUACAUGACCACCUUCUUUAUGCUCAGCUUUCGUCUCACUCCAUGAAAGACAGACUAACAUGUCACUCUUCUUAAAUUCAUCCUGCUGUAUUAAGCAUCACAAGAUAGCAAAAGCAUAAAGUGCAACAUUUUUAGCACACCCUUCAUUGCCUUUGCUUGCAUAGCAGGAUUUUCUAUAUUUCCCUCAAAGUGUUCUUAGCAAUGUAGAGCUUAAUGUGAAAGUGAGCAUUUGAUGCCUGUUACUUCUACAAAGGUUUUCAUGUUAAAGUAGUUGCGGUAGUUGGGAAACGCCUGUGUUUUUUUUUUCUUUGACUUCUAACUUCAAGCAUGGUGCAUUGUUUUGUCACUCCCAUAUUGCCACUAUUUGACAUUUUUCUACAAAAAAAAUGAAAUGUUGAUUGAUGCUAUAUUUAUUUCAGAAGUGAUUAUCAAUUAAAUAAUAGUUCUGCUCACUGUAUGUCUACAAGCUUGGCGGGGGUCUGGUUAUCAUUGGGCCUACCCAACCACACAGUCUGACGAUCAAGACCAUUUGGUCGGGUAGCUCACUAGAAGCUGCUGGCUCAUGCGACAGUAGCAUCAAGGACACCCCCUUCUCACCUGUCACAAUCUGCAUCUGUCUGCCAGUAUUUUUAUUGCUGUGCUUGACCCACAGUUUCAUCCUUCAUGCAUCAAAACACAAGUGCAUGCACAUAGCAUCUGUGAUCUUUCAUGCAACAUUUUUUACAUGUGAUGCAUCUUGGUUUGGCUAAUGAUGCACUUGCAUUUUUAUACUGCCUAAGUGUACAUGAGUAGCCUCUGCAGCAAUGCCAAUUCAUUUUUUCAUUGAACUUUGGGCUGCUUGUUGUGAUUGCUUGUGGUAUUCUUCAGGCAUUGAUGUUAUUCUUGGCUUUUAAGAUUUCCAGAAUACAUCAAUUUACUGCGACAUGCUCAAUGUUAUUGCUGCCUUGCUGUACACAUGCUGACAAAUAAGAUAUCUCUGUCAUGAAUGCCGCAAGAUCAGUGUCUGCAGAAACAUCUAAACAGUAGUAGCAUUUUAGGCAUCUCACCUACUCCUUCCUGCGUUAAUGUGUGAUGGAAGAGUUAAAGCUGACUAUACCACAAAGGCUGCCAUACAAUAUUCCUCUCAAAUUUUAUGACUGCAUGUUUUUGUGCAGCAAGAGAUCAACUCAUGAUCUCACUCUCAUUACAGCAGUGCACGCUAAGGUCGUAUAAAUUCUAAUGCUACCGUGCAGUGUGCACAGCUUUGUCAUUAAUGUACUAUUACACUGACUGCUCACGUCAUCAUAGCUUUUCAUCUCCAUUCCUGGCAAUCUUUACACCUUAAAUUUAGGAAUUCCCUAAGACAAUGAGAACUGCAUGUUUUAUUCGAUAGUAUCCGUUAAAAACUCAUGUUAUUAUUCCCUUUUAACUUUUGCGGGUGAAACCUUGUUCAGAGUCUAUUUGUUACACCAUUAGUAGUGUUUAUUGGUGCAGUUUGUAAGCGAGAGUGCAAUGAAUAGGGGUGUGCAGAUAUUUGAAACUUUCAUAUAUUGAAUCAAAUAAAUCCUAUUCAAUUUAACUAUCGAAUUAGAUAGUCACUAUUUGAUUAUGUUUUCUAAAUGGAUAGUAACUAUAGGUAAAUCCAACAAUUUUUCUAAUACUUCACUUAAUACAACAGUGGCACCAUUUGCUGUGGCCAUUCGAAUAAAAAAAAUAUUUUUUGUGCUCUGCUAUUGUGGGGAGGGUGCAGAUUGCUAGAAUUUCUUAAUUGAUCGCGAAGGUAUACACAGAUAUUCAUUCGCUAACAAGGCUGCUUUUCUUAAUUUCAAAUUUUAAUGCAAGGACCGCGUAUGCUCUGAAGAGCCUUGACUUUAUGAACAAGCUACUUAGUUAAUUGUUCCUAAUAAUCCCUUUGCACAUUUAAUGAAAGAACUGCAACUUACUACUGCCAUUAAAAAGUGUCAAAAGUUGCAGUUCGAGCAUAUCAAUAUGCUAAUGGAGCAGAUAGAGCACAAAUGACAUGCAGUGUAAUUGCCAAAAUUUUAUAAUUUUGUGAGUACUGGGAUAUGAAAUUCUUCUAUAUUAAUGGUAAGAAAGGUGUACAUUACUUGAUAACUAUUGAAAAAUAUUUUACAUUCGAUUCAAUUCACUGCUGCCAUAAUUAGAUUCAUAUUCAUUCAGUUUCUGGCACUAUUCAAUUAGUAUUCCAUUCGGUUCAUCCUACUAUUCGCACACCCCUAGUAAUGAGUGCAAUCUUGCUUUGAAGUGACCUUUAUCGUGCAAUCAUCUUUUUUAUGUGUUGUAUCCAGGCUGUGUGUUGACAUGGUAUUGAUUUAUUUAUUGUGGAGGCAAUAAACAAAGAGUUCGACUCAAUUUUUUUGGUCUCCUCAUGGUUGGAAAGCAGCUUGAUCAUAGGAUAUACGAGUUUUGUAUGUUUAGAUAUUUAUUUAUUUAUUUUGACUCUAUGUCUUCCUUCUUUAGUAUGUACCAUUGCGCUCAGUACAAGUUGCGACACAACGGCCCAUUACUGAAAGGGUUCCGAGAUUGCAUGGCAGCACUGCCACAAAAAAAAUGGAAAACUAAAUGCCAUGAAGAAGGGUAAAAAGGACACCGACCACUGAAUGAAUACAAGAAAUGACGUUUCGGCUCCCCUGACGGGAGCCUUGUUCACAAUCUUCAUUUUUUUUUUUAAGAUGAUUUUUGAAUGCAGAAGCUCUGCUUGUCACUGAAAUGUACUGGCGAAUCUCGGUGAUGACUGGCUGGCCGUACACCCGGCGAAGGUUAAUGAAGUCGAGGUUUUGACAUGGUAUGACAUGGUCGGUGUCCUUCUUUUUACCCUUCUUCAUGAUGCCUCCCGACCAGACGGGCUUCCGUCAAAACCUCGACUUCAAAACUAAAUGCCGUUUCAGUUACUGGUAGCACCUCAUUAACAAGCAGAAGGGCACCUGUUAUUUUUCUGAGUGAAAGUAUGAGUGCUGGGUGUAUAACAUGUUGCAACUUAUAUUGAGUGUUAUAAUACAUCAGUGGAAUGUAUUGGGCUUUUUACUAUUCAUCUUAGGCUAGGUUGUGUAUUAUUGUUACUUUUUCAUGAUGCCACGUGAUUGCUUUCUCAUGUAAGACUUUUUUUGUGUGUAAUAUUGUUAUCAGCUUGCACACUCUGGAUGAUCUGAGCUUGGUACCUGCAGCUCAUAGGAAUUAAACAGACUUACCAUGGGUUUCAAAGGUGAAUUUUCAAGAUCAUUUAUAAAUUUCAAUUGUGUAACUUGUAUUUGUAUCAAACUCUGCCAUAAAAGAAAUCCUGCUACAUA